AUGGUGCGAAAGCUAGAGGUUCUCUGGAAGCGCCAAGUUGGUAAAGAUAACAAGUACUUUCGGGUCAAGGAGCCGCCUGUUGAUCGGGUUUUUCCAGAGAAUCCACAAUGGGUAAAUGAAUGGAUACAAGGACUUUUCAAUCGCGACUGGAGAGCGUUCAAGAUUUUGCAACUCAGUAUCUACUGCCCGCGUACUCAGGCAGGACCCCAGAACAAUAUUUCCUACGAAUAUACAGAAAGGAUUUGUUACUUUUAUGGCUCGAUCAAAAUCGAGGAAGAAGUUGAACGGUAUCUCAAUAACCACCAAUGCGGAGCUGUGGCCGUAGCGGUUUUCGACCCCGAUAUAAGCCCUGCGCCGGAUGGAGUUGUAGAUUCCUUCGGCAGCGACGAGACUCCAGUUGACCAGGAUCCACCACAUCAACUUUUGGGAGUAGGCGAGGAUAAGCAGACCCACCAAGUACAACGAUUCCCAACAGACAGCAGCAAGCUACAGUACUCAUCGCCUAAAAAAAUCCAUACGGAAGCUGGAAACGUCGAAAUGAGCAACCACUCGAAGUGGGUGGAAAGUAGAUUGGAACAGGGGCACAGAAAGCCUAAACUAUGA
Penicillium vulpinum is the source of this 603-nucleotide messenger RNA. RefSeq lists its product as uncharacterized. NCBI's taxonomy places the organism in Eukaryota, Fungi, Ascomycota, Eurotiomycetes, Eurotiales, Aspergillaceae. The transcript has 4 exons. The record is from RefSeq and is a predicted model, not a curated record. The coding region runs from base 1 to 603 and encodes 200 amino acids.